Bradysia coprophila is the source of this 1005-nucleotide messenger RNA. It is a transcript of the gene Yip1d1, whose product is annotated as Yip1 domain-containing 1. The record is from RefSeq and is a predicted model, not a curated record. Lineage: Eukaryota; Metazoa; Arthropoda; Insecta; Diptera; Sciaridae. Gene Ontology annotation, cellular component: membrane; trans-Golgi network. Gene Ontology annotation, biological process: endoplasmic reticulum to Golgi vesicle-mediated transport; vesicle fusion with Golgi apparatus.
UUGUCAGUGAAAAGAAACGUCAAAUGAGCAGUUCUCUAUCAAAACAUUGUCGGUUUUAUUGUGUUAUUUCUAAGAUUGUUCUCUCAUUUAAUACUGUGACUGCAGUUAGGCGUCUAAGCUAGUUAAUUUACAUCAAAGCAAACAAAAGUUAAACGAUGGCCACGUACGAUAGCGAUUAUUGGAAUAAUCAAAACCAGCAAAUGCAUCAAAGUUUCAACUUUGAGAUGCCGGAACAAUUCGGUCAAGAGUUAAACUUCCAACCCAUCGACGCGACACAACAACCCUCAUACGCUGGUUCAUUUUAUGAUCCACCAGCAAAUGCGUAUGCGGGCGGUAUUUUCACUCCCACGGCUGACAAUUUUGAAUCGGGUGGAGUAGGAAGCGAAUUCGAUGAUGAACCUCCGUUGUUAGAAGAACUGGGCAUUAAUCCGGGUCACAUUAUGCAAAAGACCUUAUGCGUACUCAAUCCAUUCAGAACAGCCGAUCAAUCAAUUUUACAGGACACAGAUAUGGCCGGUCCUUUAGUCUUUUGCCUGGCAUUAGGAGGAUUUCUGUUGUUGAGUGGCAAAGUAACAUUCUCGUACAUUUAUGGAAUCGGCGUGAUGGGUUGCAUUGCAUUUUAUGUACUUCUUUCAUUAAUGGCCACACAGUCCCAGGUGACAUUGGGCGCAGUGAUUUCGGUUCUGGGCUACUGUAUUCUUCCGAUGGUCGUACUGUCCGGCAUCAAUGUUCUCAUCACCGUUCAAGGUGUUGUGGGUACAGUAUUUGCAGGACUUUGUAUAUUUUGGUGUGCACUCUCAGCGUCAAAGCUCUUCGUUACCGCUUACUCAAUGGAUCAUCAGCAGAUAUUGAUAGCAUAUCCAUGUGCCCUGCUCUACGGCGUGUUCGCUUUGAUUACGAUUUUUUAAAAUUAUUUUCCAGCUGAGCAAAGAAAAGGUCCUGGUCAUAUUGACAUCAUUUUGUAUGUUUGUAUGCUCGAAUAAAGAGAAAAACUAUUGAUAUUGA